AAGAGGGGAUGAGCUGGGCUGGCUUCCGUCGCGUUCGCGAAGGCUCAACCUUCUCCCCCUCCAGCCCAGGUUGUCGGGAGAUGGGCCUCGGGCGGAGAAGCCGGCGUCCGUGAAGCGCGUCCGGCGCCACGGAAAACUACUUUUCAUGAAAUACACCAUCUCUUGUGAAGGUAGAAAGUAAGAGCUGGUCAUCAUGCCUGCCGUGGCUUCAGUUCCUAAAGAACUCUACCUCAGCUCAUCCCUGAAAGACCUCAACAAGAAAACUGAAGUUAAACCAGAGAAAAUAAGCACAAAGAACUAUGUGCACAGUGCUCUGAAGAUCUUCAAAGCUGCAGAAGAAUGCAGAUUAGAUCGUGAUGAGGAAAAGGCCUAUGUGCUAUAUAUGAAAUUUGUGAGUGUUUAUAAUCUCAUCAAAAAAAGAUCUGACUUCAAGCAACAGCAGGACUACUAUAAUUCAAUGGUUGGACUCACCAACAUCAAAAAAGCUAUUGAAGAAGCUGAAAGACUCUCUGAGAGCCUUAAACUCAGGGCAACGAACAGGCUUCUUAAUAAAUUGAACACAAAUUAUAUGUCAUGGGCAAUCACAGCAAAGGAGCUGUAUACACUCAUGAUGGAUGAAAACACCAGCCUGAUUAUAAUGGAUGCGCGAAGAACUCGGGACUACCAGCAUUCCUGUAUCUUAAAUUCACUCAGUGUUCCUGAAGAAGCCAUCAGUCCAGGAGUCACUGCUAGUCGGAUUGAAGCAAACCUCCCGGAUGAUUCAAAGGACACAUGGAUGAAAAGGGGAAAUGUGGAUUAUGUGGUACUUCUUGACUGGUUUAGUUCUGCAAAAGAUUUACAGCUUGGAACAACUUUACGGAGUCUGAAAGAUGCACUUUUCAAGGUUAGCAAUUUACGUUUAACUAUCCCAUGUAACAUGCAUGAAAAAUAUAAGUACUAUUUAUGGAAGUUACUGUUCUUUAAAAAACAAAUGUUAUUCUCUUUGGGAAUUUUAGUGGAUUUUACUUACCCCUCACUGGAAGAACCGGCUCCCUCCAGACCUCCUGGCCAGGUUGCUCCUCCUGUGGAAGUAAAUGACAAGGUCACCUUGAUAACUGUCCCUGAGGAGAGGAGGAGAGCGCCCGCCAAACCAGUCGCUGCUUCCAAAGCGGAUGUUUCACCUCUCAUUCAGCCAGGGCCCAUUAUCAAGAACAUUCCACAGAUUGAUCGUACUAAAAAACCCACAGUGAAGUUGCCUGAAGAUCAUAGAAUAAAACCUGAAAGUACAGGUCCUGAGCUGUCUCCUCAGAAUGGAAAAGUUCUUCCCGAUCGAUCCACCAAACCCACAUUUCCCCCCGUGACCGCCAUGUUAACAGAUGAAGAGAAAGCCCGCAUCCAUGCAGAAACUGCUCUUCUAAUGGAGAAAAACAAGCAGGAAAAAGAACUUCGGGAAAGGCAGCAAGAGGAACAGAAGGAGAAGCUGAUGCGGGAAGAGCAAGAGCAGAAAGCCAGACAGAAACAAGAAGCUCGAGAAAAUGAGACCACAGAAAGCGAGCCGAAAGCCAAGGAGGAAGAGGAGAGGAGAGACGGUGAGCAGGCCAGGAGAGAAGGCAAGGAGCCCUCAGUGAAGAGGGGCAGAGAACUAACAGGAAUAAAAAGACAGAGUAGAAGUGAGCACGAAAUGUCUGAUGCCAAGAUACCUAUGGAGGGAGAGAAAAGGUGUCCGACUCCGGAAAUGCAGAAGAAGUCAACAGGAGAUGUGUCUCCUCUAGCUGUAUCGGGAGAUGCCAGUGCAGGCAAGGCGCAGCGUGAGCCCUUGACAAGAGCGCGGAGCGAGGAAAUGGGGAGGAUCGUGCCUGGGCUGCCUUCAGGCUGGGCCAAGUUUCUCGACCCAAUCACAGGGACCUUCCGCUACUACCACUCACCUACCAACACCGUUCACAUGUAUCCACCGGAGAUGGCCCCUUCCUCUGCACCUCCCUCCACCCCCCCAACGCACAAAGCCAAGCCCCAGGUCCCCGCCGAGCGCGACCGGGAACCCUCCAAGCUGAAGCGCUCCUACUCCUCCCCGGACAUCACCCAGGCCAUUCAAGAGGAGGAGAAGAGGAAGCCAGCAGUGACCCCAGCAGUGAAUCGGGAAAACAAGCCAACAUGCUACCCCAAAGCUGAGAUCUCGAGGCUUUCUGCCUCUCAGAUUCGGAACCUCAACCCUGUGUUUGGAGGAUCUGGGCCAGCUCUUACUGGACUUCGUAAUUUAGGAAACACUUGUUAUAUGAACUCUAUACUGCAGUGCCUCUGUAACGCCCCCCACUUGGCUGAUUAUUUCAACAGAAACUGUUACCAGGAUGAUAUCAACAGGUCAAAUCUGUUGGGGCACAAAGGCGAAGUGGCAGAAGAAUUUGGAAUAAUCAUGAAGGCAUUGUGGACAGGGCAGUACAGAUACAUCAGCCCAAGAGACUUCAAAGUCACCAUUGGGAAGAUUAACGAUCAGUUUGCGGGGUACAGCCAGCAAGAUUCACAAGAGCUGCUCCUCUUCCUCAUGGACGGCCUCCAUGAAGACCUGAAUAAAGCUGACAAUCGGAAGAGGUAUAAAGAAGAAAAUAACGAUCAUCUUGAUGACUUCAAAGCUGCAGAACAUGCGUGGCAGAAACACAAGCAGCUCAACGAGUCCAUUAUCGUUACGCUUUUUCAGGGUCAGUUCAAGUCCACAGUACAGUGCCUCACCUGCCACAAGAAGUCGAGGACGUUUGAGGCCUUUAUGUAUCUGUCUCUACCGCUCGCAUCCACGAGUAAAUGUACAUUACAGGAUUGCCUUAGGUUAUUUUCCAAAGAAGAAAAACUCACCGACAACAACCGAUUUUACUGCAGUCACUGCAGAGCCCGGAGGGACUCCCUGAAGAAGAUUGAAAUCUGGAAGCUGCCGCCGGUGCUUUUAGUGCAUCUGAAACGCUUCUCCUAUGAUGGUAGAUGGAAGCAGAAACUGCAGACGUCCGUGGACUUCCCGUUGGAAAACCUGGACUUGUCACAGUACGUCAUUGGUCCAAAGAACAGCUUGAAGAAGUACAACUUGUUUUCUGUCUCCAAUCACUACGGCGGCCUGGACGGCGGCCAUUACACGGCCUACUGCAAGAAUGCGGCGCGGCAGCGGUGGUUCAAGUUCGAUGACCACGAAGUUUCAGACAUCUCCGUGGGCGCGGUGAGAUCCUCAGCCGCCUACAUCCUCUUCUACACUUCGCUGGGCCCGCGGGCCGCCGACAUGGCCACAUAGGAGGGAGAGCUUCGCGCUGAUUGCGUGCCGGCCCUUGGCAGCCGCUGCUCACUCGCUCCCAUGGCGGCGGUGGCGCGCAGCGGCUCCGGGCGCGAGUUCGAGAACAGUGGGCGCCAUUCCUUCAGGUCAGUGUAAGGACGACACCAAGCAGGUGUCACAGCAACUUUCGUAGUCUGCUCCAAAGGUCAAAUAACGAAGUAGCUACGCGUUACCCUUCCCCCGGCCUGAAGCCAUCGCCACCCUCACCCUCCUUUUCACUGAUACGGCCUUCCCCUGCCCCGCCUGGUGUAUGAAUACUCUAGAAGAUUAAAGCAGAUAGGAAUGUACGUGUACAGAUUAUUGCACACUUGCACAGCAACCCGAUGUACAUAUUUAACGUGUCCUUUUGUGAAGCCUAGCACUCAGGACGCUUUUGUUUUCCUUCCGGCCCAGGCUGAGUAACUGCAGCGCUUUCCUAGGGCAAUGACAGGGCAGAGCUAUUUUUCCGUUGGCUUUAGGCUGUAUUUGUGCACUAAAUCUUUAUUCUACAAACAUGGAAACUUUCUUUAAUUUUUUAAAAUGGGAAUUUCAUUUACAUCUACAUUAAAAUCUUAAUGAAAAAUUAAC
This is a messenger RNA of Dipodomys ordii (Ord's kangaroo rat), 3853 nucleotides long. RefSeq names its product ubiquitin specific peptidase 8 (gene Usp8). The transcript is spliced from 17 exons. NCBI's taxonomy places the organism in Eukaryota, Metazoa, Chordata, Mammalia, Rodentia, Heteromyidae. Gene Ontology annotation, biological process: protein K63-linked deubiquitination; endosome organization; Ras protein signal transduction. Gene Ontology annotation, molecular function: cysteine-type deubiquitinase activity. Gene Ontology annotation, cellular component: dendritic spine; extrinsic component of plasma membrane; cytosol. The record is from RefSeq and is a predicted model, not a curated record. The coding region runs from base 194 to 3247 and encodes 1017 amino acids.